AUGAGGUUCUGGUUGGUGUCACAACAAUUGGCACUCCUCAUAAUAAUCAUUACUACUAAUGCUCUUAAUAAUAACGAGACUGAUCAUGCUGCACUAUUGGCUAUGAAGUCCAAGAUUCUGGACCCUUUUGGUGGGGAGGCUUUGAGUUCAUGGAAUGAGUCUUUCCAUUUCUGCAAUUGGGAAGGUGUCAUGUGCAGUAAAAGGCACAAAAGGGUCACUCUCAUUGAUCUAAGCUCUUUGUCUUUGUCGGGCACCUUGUCUCCUCAUGUAGGAAAUCUCACCUUUCUUAGACAACUGUUGCUAAUCAACAAUACUUUCCAUGGAGAAAUCCCAAAUGAAAUAGGUGACUUGUACAUGCUGGAAGUAUUGGCCCUCGAAAGAAACAGUUUCCAGGGAAGGAUCCCGGUAAGCCUUUCGCGCUGCUAUAACCUCAAGCAUCUAUUGAUUGGGUUCAAUAAUCUGGUGGGAACCAUCCCUGAAGAAUUUAGCUCCUUGUCCAUGCUCAAGAGGAUCUACAUACAUGUAAACGUUUUAACUGGAGGAAUUCCAAAAUCUGUGGGCAAUAUCACUUCUCUUGAGGUCUUCUCUGCAGGAGCUAAUCACUUUGGUGGAACUAUUCCAAAUAAUUUGGGGCAAUUAAAGAACCUUGUAGAACUUGGAUUGGGUGGUAAUCAGAUAUCUGGUAUGAUCCCUUCAUCAUUAUAUAACCUCUCCAACUUGAAUAUUUUAUCUUUACCCAUGAAUGAUCUUAAUGGGAGUCUUCCCCCAUACUUUGGCAACAUGUUCCCUCAUUUGGAAUGGCUUCAACUUCAUUAUAACAACUUUACAGGACAACUUCCAAAUUCAAUAGGGAAUCUUACCAAAGCCAUGAGGCUAGCUUUUGAACGUAACAACUUCAGUGGGAAACUGACAGUUGAUUUCAGUAAACUAGUGAAUCUUGUGCGUCUUACUUUACAUUUUAACAACUUUGGGAGUGGGGAUUUUGACGAAAUGCAUUUCCUUGAGUCCCUUACUAAUUGCAGCGAUUUGGGCGUGUUAGGCACAGAUAACAACCAGUUUAGAGGAGUGCUUCCUGAUUUUGUAGGGAAUCUAUCAUCAAAUAUGCGGUUCUUCACACUAGGUGAAAACCAACUGCAAGGCAGGAUUCCUCCAACAAUUGGAAACCUUGUUAACUUGUCUAUUUUAGACUUGGAAAGUAACCAUUUCACUGGGCCGAUACCUAGUACAAUAGGAAAACUUCAAAAGUUGCAGAGAUUUUUCCUUAGUGGAAAUCAGCUUUCGGGUGCAAUUCCUGAAUCAAUUGGGAAUCUUUCUUUGGUGAAUGAACUUUAUUUGAGUUACAAUAACUUAGAGGGGACUAUACCUUUCAGCAUUGGCAAUUGCCAAAGAUUAAUAUCAUUACUUCUUGAACAAAACAACCUGAGUGGAACCAUUCCCAAAGAACUGUUCCAAGUUUCAUCUCUUUCAAUUUUGCUCAACUUAUCUCACAAUCGUCUGUCCGGCUCACUUCCUUUAGAGAUUGGAGAUCUCAAAAGUUUGGUCGUGUUAGAUAUAUCAAACAAUAAUGACUUGUCUGGUGAGAUCCCUAGUAGUAUAAGCAGCUGUACCAGCCUCCAAUUCCUAUUCCUGCAAGGAAACAUGCUCCAAGGAUCUAUUCCCAAGACAAUGGAAUUCUUGAGAGGUCUUCAAAUCCUUGACCUGUCGAGAAAUAAUCUAUCAGGACAAAUCCCAGCUUUCUUGGAGAAACUUUCCUUGAUCAACCUUAACUUGUCCUUCAAUGAUUUCAAUGGAGAAUUACCUUCACAAGGGGUUUUUGCAAACUCAAGUGCAGUAUCCGUUUAUGGGAAUAAUAGGCUAUGCGGCGGAAUACCUUCUCUAGAACUUCCAAGAUGUCCCACCAAGAAACUGAAUCGUAACUUCUUCUCAUCCAAACGCAUCUUUGUAAUUGUUGCUUCAAUACUAGGAAUACUAAUCCUAUUUUCAAGCUUGGUGUUUUACUUGUGGAAAAGGAACAGGAGGGAAAGGCAAUCCACCACUUUGGAAUUGUUGCCCAAGGAGUCUUUCGUGCAAGUCUCCUACGAUGAGCUCUUCAAAGCAACGGAUGGGUUCUCUUCGAGCAAUUUGAUUGGUGCUGGCAGUUUCGGCUUCGUCUACAAAGGUGUUCUUGAUCAGAUUGGAGAUGUUGCGAUCAAAGUUCUUAACCUUGUUAACCGAGGUGCGACAAAAAGCUUCAUGGCAGAAUGUAAAGUGUUAAAGAACAUGAGACACCGGAACCUCAUCAAGAUCAUAACUUGUUGCUCAAGCAUUGAUUUUCAAGGUAAGGAAUUCAAGGCUCUUGUUUACGAACUCAUGUUGAAUGGGAAUCUCGAGAAAUGGCUACAUCCAUAUCAAGUAACUAGCAGACUUGAGCUCAAUCUACUGCAUCGUUUAAGGGUUGCAAUUGAUGUGGCUUCUGCACUGGAUUACCUUCAUUAUCAAUGUGAAACCCAAGUUAUUCAUUGUGAUUUGAAGCCAAGUAACAUUCUCCUUGACCAACAAAUGGUUGCACAUGUUGGAGAUUUUGGACUAGCCAGACUUUAUAAUCCAGAUAUGGGUAUUUCCCAUCACAGUAGUUCAAUGGGAGUGAUAGGCACAGUCGGAUAUGCAGCACCAGGUAAGUUAGUCGUUAACCUAACAAAUCCUGUUUAUUUUGUUGGUCUAAUUUAUUUCCCUUUUAACUAUAAUAGCGAUGUUUACAGUUACGGGAUUCUGUUGCUUGAAAUGUUAACCGGAAAGAGGCCUACUGAUUUGAUGUUUGCGGGUGGUCUUAACAUUCGUAAUUUUGCGGGUCAAAUCUUGACAGGAAACGCAAUUGAGAUUGUCAUUGAUCCUACAAUUUUAAAAAGUGACAUUGUUAUUGAUCAAAGAGAUGGUUGUCUAAUCGCUUUGGUAAAGAUUGGUUUAGCUUGUUCGGAAGAACUGCCCCAAAAUAGGAUGAGUAUGACAGAUGUUGUAAGGGAGCUACAACUGAUUAAGGAAACCAUGUUCUAA
Molecule: messenger RNA, 3030 nt
Organism: Impatiens glandulifera
Lineage: Eukaryota; Viridiplantae; Streptophyta; Magnoliopsida; Ericales; Balsaminaceae
Product: putative receptor-like protein kinase At3g47110
Exons: 2
Coding region: 1-3030 (1009 amino acids)
Biological process (GO): protein phosphorylation
Molecular function (GO): receptor serine/threonine kinase binding; protein kinase activity; ATP binding
Source: RefSeq, a predicted model, not a curated record